Debaryomyces hansenii CBS767 is the source of this 1146-nucleotide messenger RNA. RefSeq lists its product as uncharacterized. The transcript has a single exon. The record is from RefSeq and is a predicted model, not a curated record. NCBI's taxonomy places the organism in Eukaryota, Fungi, Ascomycota, Pichiomycetes, Serinales, Debaryomycetaceae. Bases 1 to 1146 code for a protein of 381 amino acids. Gene Ontology annotation, molecular function: protein binding.
AUGAAUAAAAGAUCAUAUCAGUCCGAUAAUACUGACAAACGGCGCCGAGUCGAUAUUUCACUACUAAAUUUGCCUACCGAUAUUCUAGUUAUUUGCUUUCAACAAUUAUCAUCAACUGAUAUAACAAAUCUCUCGUGUGUGAGUAAGCAAUAUCGAGAGGAGUUAAUUCAUUUUGUUUUCAAUAAAAUUAAAUGUACUUGGUACGAUUUGAUAAAACUAGAUCCACUUUCUGUCAUUAACGGACUCAAUCGAUUUAUAUCGCAAGUACGCAUCGUGGAUAGUUAUUCCUACGGUGAAUGGCAAAUUGAUAUUUUCCCCGUUUUGCAUACUUAUUUCCCCAAUUUAUCUCGUCUCCUCGUCAAUUCAUCAAGUUCUUCGAAUUGGUUAAAAUAUCGGAAAAGCAAUGCUAUUACCGGACUAACAUUAUAUUAUGAGGCAGGCCACCACGAAUCAGAAAUCGCUACUAAUCUUCUCUCUAGUGCCAAUAAUCCUAAGCGAAUCAGUCAUAAAUUAGUGUCUACCAACGCAAAGCUUUUUAAUUUAUUCCAUCUAGAUAAUAUGCCUAACUUGACAACUUUGACUCUCAAUAAUUACCAUUUCAAUUGGGAGAAUGAUGCAAGCUCACAUCUAACUCAUUUAAGUAAACUAUCCCUUAUUGAUUGUACGUGGGAAUACCCGUUUGAUUUAAGUCAGUUUAAUAUAAAUAAUUCCUUGACUCAGUUGCUCAUCCAGUAUACAAAUAAUAACUCAUUCAUAUUACUGGAACGAUUCACUAAAUUCCUAGAAAAUCCAACAAAUUUUCAGCGGACUGCUAUACAAGAAUUAUCGAUUUUGUUCACCAAGUUUGAUACUUCGUGGCUUAAACCUUUAUCAACCAAGCAAUUAGCUAGGUUCAUUGGAGAUAAUUUCCCUAAUUUGAUAUACCUAAGACUCUCCGGAUGGCUCUUGAAUUUGAAAAACUUUAAUUCUUACAUGAGUUUACUCGAGGAUAAUAAUUUGAAAGUACUAGACCUUUGUAUUACUGAUUCCUCAUCGUCGACCGAUCGUGACAAUUUAAUUCACAACAUUCUUCAGCAAUCAAGAACGCAUUUUCCUUGGAUGAAGUUAGCUUUACGAACUUCACUCUAUCACAGUUCACCCCACUGA